AUGGCUCAGCAAACAAGUCCAGGCACUUUGUCUAUUCCUGAAGUGGAUAAUACACAUUGUCAAAAUCCAUGGUUAAAUGAAGAUCUUGUGAAGACCCUGAGGGAAAACCUGUUGCAGCAUGAAAAGUCCAGGACAUCUAGGAAAUCUUCAUCUGCUUCUCCCCGGCUGUCUCCAGUUAUUUCACCCCGAAACUCUCCAAGGCUUUUGCGCAGGAUGCUUUUAAAUAGCAACAUACCAAAACAACGGCGUUUCACUGUGGCACAUACCUGUUUUGAUGUGGACAAUGGUACGUCAUCGGGACGAAGUCCCUUGGACCCCAUGACAAGCCCUGGAUCAGGGCUGAUUCUUCAGGCAAAUUUUGUCCACAGUCAACGUAGGGAAUCUUUCCUUUACCGGUCAGAUAGUGACUAUGACCUUUCUCCAAAGUCCAUGUCCAGGAACUCCUCUAUUGCCAGUGAUAUACAUGGAGAUGACUUGAUUGUGACACCAUUUGCUCAGGUGCUGGCCAGCCUACGUACUGUGCGGAAUAACUUUGCUGCAUUAACCAACUUACAAGAUCGGGCACCCAGCAAACGUUCACCAAUGUGCAACCAACCAUCUAUUAACAAAGCAGCUAUAACAGAAUCAAACAUGCCCGAGGCAAACUAUUUACUCUCAGUUUCGUGGGGCUACAUAAAGUUCAAAAGAAUGCUCAACCGGGAGCUAACCCACCUAUCUGAAAUGAGCAGGUCAGGCAAUCAGGUCUCGGAAUAUAUAUCAAACACAUUCUUAGACAAACAACAUGAAGUUGAAAUCCCUUCUCCAACACAGAAAGAGAAAGAGAAAAAGAAGAGGCCAAUGUCCCAGAUCAGUGGAGUCAAAAAACUGACGCACAGCUCUAGCCUAACUAAUUCCAGUAUUCCCAGAUUUGGAGUUAAAACAGACCAAGAAGAUGUUCUUGCCAAGGAACUAGAGGAUGUGAACAAAUGGGGCCUUCAGGUUUUCAGAGUAGCAGAGUUAUCUGGAAACAGACCACUGACAGUCAUCAUGCACACUAUUUUUCAGGAACGGGACCUGUUAAAAACAUUUAAGAUUCCAGUAGACACUUUAAUAACUUACUUGAUGACCCUAGAAGACCAUUACCAUGCAGACGUGGCAUAUCACAAUAACAUACAUGCUGCAGAUGUUGUUCAGUCAACCCAUGUCCUGCUGUCAACCCCGGCAUUAGAGGCAGUGUUCACUGAUUUGGAGAUUCUUGCAGCAAUUUUUGCCAGUGCAAUACAUGAUGUAGAUCAUCCUGGAGUUUCAAACCAGUUUCUUAUCAACACAAAUUCUGAACUCGCCUUGAUGUACAAUGACUCAUCAGUACUGGAGAAUCAUCAUUUAGCUGUGGGCUUCAAGCUGCUACAGGAAGAAAAUUGUGACAUUUUCCAGAAUUUGACCAAAAAACAGAGGCAGUCAUUGAGGAAAAUGGUCAUUGACAUUGUACUUGCAACUGACAUGUCUAAGCAUAUGAAUCUGUUGGCUGAUUUAAAAACUAUGGUUGAAACCAAAAAAGUGACCAGUUCUGGUGUCCUGCUUCUUGACAACUAUUCAGACAGGAUCCAGGUUCUUCAGAAUAUGGUGCACUGUGCAGACCUAAGCAAUCCAACCAAGCCUCUCAAUCUCUACCGCCAAUGGACAGACAGAAUAAUGGAGGAAUUCUUCUGUCAGGGAGAUCGGGAAAGAGAGAGAGGAAUGGAGAUAAGUCCCAUGUGUGACAGGCACAAUGCAUCUGUAGAAAAAUCACAGGUGGGUUUUAUAGAAUACAUUGUUCAUCCUCUGUGGGAGACAUGGGCAGAUCUUGUUCACCCAGAUGCCCAGGAUAUCUUAGAUACACUGGAGGACAAUCGAGAGUGGUACCAGAGCACAAUCCCUCAAAGUCCCUCUCCUGCACCUGAUGACCAGGAAGAGGGUAGGCAGGGCCAAACUGAAAAAUUCCAGUUUGAACUAACACUGGAGGAGGAUGGUGAGUCAGACACUGAAAAGGACAGUGGAAGUCAAGUAGAAGAAGACACCAGCUGCAGUGACUCCAAGACUCUUUGCACCCAGGAUUCAGAAUCCACUGAAAUUCCUCUUGAUGAGCAAGUAGGGGAAGAAGUAGAAGACGAGGAGAACCAGACAGAACCUUGUGUAGUAGAAGACCAUACUCCUGACACAUAA
This is a messenger RNA of Chaetura pelagica (chimney swift), 2181 nucleotides long. RefSeq names its product phosphodiesterase 4D, cAMP-specific (gene PDE4D). Bases 1 to 2181 code for a protein of 726 amino acids. The record is from RefSeq and is a predicted model, not a curated record. Gene Ontology annotation, cellular component: nucleus; perinuclear region of cytoplasm; cytosol. Gene Ontology annotation, molecular function: ATPase binding; transmembrane transporter binding; 3',5'-cyclic-AMP phosphodiesterase activity. NCBI's taxonomy places the organism in Eukaryota, Metazoa, Chordata, Aves, Apodiformes, Apodidae. The transcript has 15 exons. Gene Ontology annotation, biological process: cAMP catabolic process; regulation of cardiac muscle cell contraction; signal transduction.